UCGAGGUUUUAGAUUAUUUGGAAAUUUGGUACAUACUACCCUUUCUUUAUAUUUGACUGUUCGUAAUAAGUCUAUUCUAAUGAAUGAGCCACGUUUAUAUGGCUACGAUGGCGGUGGCCAGGCGCCACCAACGCCGGCCGGGUCUUCAGCCGCGGCGCCGUAUAAAUUUUCGCCUGAUGAAUUGCGAGUCCUGAAGGAGUGCAACAACGAAAGUUUCUUUCAACGGUCACUACCAUUAGGUACUUUACUCGGUUUGGGUGCUUUCUUCGGCGUUCAAAAUGGUCACUUUAAGCCAAACCCGCGGUUUGGUGCAUUCCCGAAAGUGACUCUGGCAGUGAUUAUGGGCUACUUUUUGGGCAAGUUGUCAUAUCAGCAAGCAUGCGCUGAGAAACUCAUGGCUCUUCCAGGCAGUUACAUCGGUCAACUCCUCCGUGAAAGGAAAGAAGGCAAAUUUGACGGCUUGUCGCGGCCGCAGGCGCCGACCACGAUGUUCGGCGCGUCGCCAGGCGAUAUCUACUCGGAUGCUGGUCCUGGCAGCUCCCUUGACCUGGACACUGACCGCCCACUCUUCACCGAAGAUGUCUUUAUGCCCAACUCUGAUCUCAGUGUGAAGCCGUCGGAUCAGCAGGAGUCCGCGCCGCGCUCGGCGCUGUCGUACGACGAGCUGCGGCGCCGCAACCGCGGACAGUACAACGAUACGCGCCAGGAGCCCUACAAGCUAGAGCCGAGCACGGCGCCGGUGGUGACGCGCGCUCCCCCCGCGCCCUCCGCCCCGACCAACAAGUACGGGGACGCCAUGGAGUGACGUCACACCGCACACGCCCGCACACUCGCGCUCCUCUUAGAUGCUUAAGAACAAUACUACCCGCAAUAUUACCGCAAUUAUUUUGAAUUCGUUUUAUUGUUGAAAUAAAGUAUUUUACUAGUUUGUAGUAAUUUUA
Colias croceus (clouded yellow) is the source of this 941-nucleotide messenger RNA. RefSeq names its product OCIA domain-containing protein 1-like. NCBI's taxonomy places the organism in Eukaryota, Metazoa, Arthropoda, Insecta, Lepidoptera, Pieridae. The transcript has 6 exons. Bases 80 to 805 code for a protein of 241 amino acids. The record is from RefSeq and is a predicted model, not a curated record. Gene Ontology annotation, cellular component: endosome.